This is a messenger RNA of Diaporthe citri, 1305 nucleotides long. RefSeq lists its product as uncharacterized. The coding region runs from base 1 to 1305 and encodes 434 amino acids. The transcript is spliced from 4 exons. NCBI's taxonomy places the organism in Eukaryota, Fungi, Ascomycota, Sordariomycetes, Diaporthales, Diaporthaceae. The record is from RefSeq and is a predicted model, not a curated record.
AUGGCUUCGUCUUCUUCUCCCACCCGGCCUGUUCCGGGCGCACAAGGGCAGGCAGCCACUCAACAGCGGCUGACAGAGACCUGGGUCAGACUUGUGAAACAAUUGACCAGCAGCAAGGACUACCAAGAUAUUGCCGGCUUGGUCGCUAAGACGGACGUUUUGGCAUUGAGAAAUGAGAAGCUAGAACGAGAAUUGCAAGAUGCUCUCAUCGCUGAGACGCGGAACUUUGAUGCGAUCCAGAAGGUCAAGAAUGAAAACACUGCCAUGAAGGACGCCUGUCUCCAGAAGGCAUCCGAGGUGAAGAUGGCGACGACGAAGGAGUCCCAAGCUCAGUCGCAGCUGGAAAAGGCUCAGAAGGAGGUCGCUGAUCUGAAGCAGGAGCUUGGCGCCAACGCAAGCAAGAUAUCUGAGACCCUGAAAAGCAAGCUGGAGAAAGAAACCCAGAUCAGAACACUCACGGACAAACUCGAGAAGAUGGCAGAAAGUUUCAGGCAGACCGAAGCAGAUCUAAAAAAGACCCAUCAGCUGAAUAUGGGACAAUUGAAGAAGGUCCUCGACACAACGACCGAAGAAUUGACUAACUUGAAGGCGCUGGCAAUGCCUUUAAAAGUACAAACAGACAAGCGGAUUCCCUCGAAGCAACUAAGCACGAUCUUUGACGACGCAUAUCAGUUGGUGACUCACUUCUUCAGCCAACUCGAGCUUUCGGACUACGUCUUCUCCACAGUCUCGUGGGAUAGGCUGACAGAGCUGGAAUGCCUCGAAGGCAUUCCCCUGCCCCCUACAAAUUCAGCUGCCGCAAACCGAAUGCGUGUGGCCGCCGACGAGUAUGGCAAGAAGCGAGCGACGGCGGCGUCCAAGGACGUUUAUGACUCCGUCAGCUUCAUGUUGGACGACAGGAAGGCAUUCGGCCGCGCCUUGCUCGCGUGGUUUGACAAGGUCUGCAACACUUGGCGAUCAUUGCAACAAUUCGAGAAUCAAGGCCAGGCUGCCGUCAAUGGAGCCGCUCCUGAUGGAACCGACAUGAAGCCCAACCCAAACGCCAAACUGGAGCUGGCUAAUAUUGCAGCUCAGGUCUGGCCUGCAUUCCUCGUCAUGACCACGGCUGGCAAAUUGGAGCCCUUGAAGGCCGGGUAUGUCCUCCUCAAGGCUCAAACAGCCGCGGCUGACCAUGAGUUGAGCUCACAUGCCAUUCCGGAGAUGAAUUUGGAUAUUCGCCGUAUGGGCAGAGGUCAGCGAUUGGGGAUCAUUCCCACCAAUGGAGCCAACAACACGAGGGAACGACUCGACACUUUUUUAUACUGA